This is a messenger RNA of Ziziphus jujuba (common jujube), 3048 nucleotides long. RefSeq names its product heat shock 70 kDa protein 16. The transcript is spliced from 11 exons. Gene Ontology annotation, cellular component: cytosol; nucleus. Lineage: Eukaryota; Viridiplantae; Streptophyta; Magnoliopsida; Rosales; Rhamnaceae. The record is from RefSeq and is a predicted model, not a curated record. Gene Ontology annotation, biological process: protein folding. The coding region runs from base 352 to 2682 and encodes 776 amino acids. Gene Ontology annotation, molecular function: ATP binding; ATP-dependent protein folding chaperone.
CCUUCAAGAACAGAAAAAGAAAAGAAUAGCAUUGUGUCGUACAUUUUGUCUAAAGCGAGCGAAGCGCAGAAUUUCUCUCUUAGCCAGCCAUCACUCUCUUCAUCUCCAAUGUAAAAUUUCAAUUUCUAGGGUUUUUAUUUUCCCCACAAACAUUGUUUCCUCAAUCAAGUUUUUUGCUUGUGGAAAUCAGGGUAUACGGAUUCAAUUCUUUGAAUUUAUUGAAAUAGGGGACUCAAUUUUUAUGUUAGUCAGAGGAAAAGCGGUGAAAUUGGGUUAGCUUUAGUUGUUUCUGGUUGCAUUGAGUUUUUUGUGCAGCUGGUCAAAGAUAGCAGAUAUUCCGAGCAAGUGGAAAUGAGUGUGGUGGGCUUUGAUAUUGGAAAUGAUAAUUGUGUCAUCGCUGUAGUUAAGCAAAGAGGUAUAGAUGUUCUAUUGAACGAUGAAUCAAAACGAGAAACCCCAUCUGUUGUAUGUUUUGGGGAUAAGCAGAGGUUUCUGGGUUCCACAGGUGCUUCUUCGGCAAUGAUGAACCCUAAAUCUACAGUGUCUCAGGUGAAGAGACUUAUUGGAAGAAAAUUUAAUGAACCUGAUAUUCAGCAUGAGCUUCAAAUGAUCCCUAUUGAAACUUCUGAAGCCUCAGAUGGUGGUAUUUUGAUCCACUUAAAAUAUAUGGGAGCAACUCAUAAGUUUACCCCUGUUCAGAUUAUGGCAAUGCUGUUUGCACAUUUGAAAGAAAUAUCAGAGAAAAAUCUGGAAAUGCCCAUCUCAGAUUGUGUAAUUGGGAUCCCGUCAUACUUUACAGACUUGCAGAGACGUGCAUAUUUAAAUGCUGCAACAAUUGCUGGCCUGAAGCCUUUGAGAUUAGUGCAUGACUGUACUGCAACUGCUCUUAGUUACGGGAUUUACAAAUCAGAUUUCUCUAGUACUGUGCCAACUUAUGUUGCAUUCGUUGACAUUGGUCAUUGUGAUACCCAGGUCACUAUUGCAUCAUUUGAAGCAGGGCAUAUGAAGAUACUGUCACAUGCUUUUGACAGUAGCUUGGGAGGGAGAGAUUUUGAUGAGGUUUUGUUCCAUCAUUUUGCUGGACAAUUCAGGGAGCAAUACAGCGUUAAUGUGUACUCUAAUGCCAAGGCAUGUAUCAGGCUGCGGAGUGCAUGUGAGAAGUUGAAGAAAGUUUUAAGUGCGAAUGCCGAGGCACCUCUGAGUAUUGAAUGUUUAAUGGAGGAAAAAGAUGUUAAGGGCUUUAUUAAAAGGGAAGAAUUUGAGAAUCUGGCUUCUGGAUUAUUGGAGAGAAUCACUAUUCCUUGUAACAAAGCUUUAGCCGAUGCUGGGUUGACUGCAGACAAGAUGCAAUCUGUUGAGCUUGUAGGAUCGGGGUCUAGGAUUCCAGCAAUUACUAGACUAUUAGUUUCUAUUUUCAGGAAAGAACCCAAGCGAACACUAAAUGCAAGUGAGUGUGUAGCACGUGGAUGUGCUCUUCAGUGUGCAAUGCUAAGUCCUGUUUUUCGGGUCAAAGAAUAUGAGGUGCAAGAUUCAAUUCCGUUCUCCAUAGGAUUUUCAUCCGAUGAAGUUCCAAUUUACACUGGAGCAAAUGGCAUGCUGUUUCCAAAAGGCCAAGCCAUCCCUAGUGUUAAAAUUUUAACAUUUCAACGAAACAGUUCGUUUAAUUUGGAAGCAUUCUAUGCUAAUCCCAAUGAAUUGCCUCCUGGUGUAUCUCCAAAAAUUAGUUGUUACACGAUUGGCCCUUUCAAGGGGACCCAAAGCGAAAAGGCAAGGGUUAAGGUUAAAGUUCAACUAAACCUCCAUGGCAUUGUCAAUGUUGAAUCAGCCACAUUGAUAGAAGAACAUGUGGAUGAUUCAGGCACAAGGUGUGAUGUUCAUUCAAUGGACACAACUAACUGCGAGGUUUCAUCUGUUUCUGGUUCUUCUGAGACUGUUCCAAACGGGGUUGAAGAUGGUACCUUUAUGCAGUCUGAACCUUCGCAUACUUCUGCUGAUGGUGCAAGAAAGGUUAAAUCGCUCAGGAGGCUAGAGGUGCCUGUAAGUGAGAAUAUAUAUGGUGGAAUGACCAAGGCUGAACUUUCUGAAGCUCGAGAAAGAGAGCAUCAGUUGGCCCAACAGGAUAGAACUAUGGAAGCAACGAAAGAAAGGAAGAAUGCUUUGGAAUCUUAUGUCUAUGAGAUGCGUAAUAAGCUCUUCAACACAUAUCGGAGCUUUACAAGUGAUCAAGAGAGGGAGGGCAUCUCUAUGAAUCUACAGCAGACAGAGGAGUGGCUUUAUGAUGAUGGAGAUGAUGAAACUGAAAGUGCCUAUACUUCAAAGCUGGAAGAUCUUAAGAAGCUGGUGGAUCCUAUUGAGAACCGAUACAAAGAUGAAGAAGCGAGAGCACAAGCUACAAGAGAUUUAUUAAAAUGCAUCGUUGAUUACCGUAUGACUAUGGAUUCACUCCCCCCCAAGGAAAAAGAAUUGCUCUCAAAUGAAUGCAUUAAAGCAGAACAAUGGCUCAGGGAAAAAAGCCAACAGCAAGAUUCCUUGCCAAAGAACAUUGACCCGGUAUUAUGGUCAAGUGAGAUCAAGAGCAAGACUGAGGAGCUGAACUUGGCAUGCAAGAAUAUAAUGAGACCUAGAUCUUCCCCAAACCCAGAGGACUACAAGGGCUCAGAUCAGCAGGACAUGUCUGAAUGAUUGAUGCGGUGAUGCCCGGUGAUGCCCACAGCUUUUUCUAAGGCAUGGAUUCUUGUUUUUUUCUCUAACUGUAAAUCUUGUGUCAUGUUUUUGUUUUUUGAUAGUUUGGUGUUGGGGGGAAGGAAUUAUACGAGCAUUGUUAGUUCAUAGACCUUGGUCUUUGCUUCUUCUCCCCAUUAUAAAACUUGUUCCACAAUUUUCAAGAUCCUUGCAAAGUGGAGUGCUGAACUGAGUCUUUUUGAAAAUUUUGUUGCUAUCCAUGAUUUUGAACUUGUUAGCCGCUACCUCAUACAAACUCACGCGAUGAAUGCUGUAUUGAAAUUUAUGCUGAAGCAAUUUGUUAUAUAUGACAAAUUUGAUUGCCAA